Messenger RNA from Lachancea meyersii CBS 8951, 840 nucleotides. The record is from the annotation of a GenBank genome assembly. Lineage: Eukaryota; Fungi; Ascomycota; Saccharomycetes; Saccharomycetales; Saccharomycetaceae.
AUGUCCUUUGCUGCUGAGAUCAAGAAACUCACCUAUAAGUUCCCCCAAUGCGACGAGCCUUCACUCUGGAAUAUCAAUCUCGAGCUAGGGUGGAAUACGCGCACGCUGAUCGUGGGCUCCAAUGGCGCGGGCAAAUCGACACUUCUAAAGCUGCUUAGCGGCAAAAACCUGUGUUUGACGGGCCACAUCCGUGUGAACGGGCUUGAUCCGUUCAGUCCACACUCCAUGCAUCAAAACGAGGCCGACGACUGCCAAAUCACCACAUAUCUGGGCACCGAGUGGUGCCACAUGACCAUCAUCAACCGCGAUAUCGGUGUGCAGGAGCUGCUCGACAGCGUGGGGUUCCAGCACCACCGUGCACGCGGCGAGAUCUUGAUCGACAUCCUGGACGUGGACGUGCGUUGGCGCAUGCACCGGCUGAGCGACGGCCAGAAACGCCGUGUUCAGCUUACCAUGGGUCUGCUUAAGCCCUGGCGCCUGCUGUUGCUCGACGAGGUCACCGUAGAUCUCGACGUGGUUGCACGCAGUCGUUUGCUGACUUUUCUCCACCAAGAGACCUGCGAGCGCCGUUGCAGCAUCCUAUACGCGACCCAUAUUUUCGAUGGGCUUGCCGAGUGGCCCGAUACCGUUAUUCACCUGUGCAAAGGUCGUAUCGUGCGCCAGCUGUCGUACGCGAACGAUGUCAAGUUCGACCCAGCCGCUCCCGUGCAAAGUGUCUCUCUUUCCCCACCUUCCAGCGAUAAUUCCGUCACACUUGGCUACGCCAAAUCCCUGCAUCCGCUUGCUGUAGCUUGGCUCACCAACGAUGAGUUCAAAACCUGCGGUCCUGGUUCAAACUAA